UGACCGCGUGGCGUUGUUUGGUUCCUACAUUCUUACACAUUUUACUUUUAGUAAUGUAAUUUGAGGAUAAAAUACACUGCCAAAAUGAGCGAUGAUGAUCGAGAUGUUGACAUCGAGAGUGACGAAGAUGACCUGGGAUCGGGACUUUACAGUAGUGCUAAUACCCAGUUUAUGACCCAGGAAGAAAAGAGGGCCCAUCAUAAUGCUUUAGAAAGAAAAAGAAGAGACCAUAUUAAAGAGAGCUUUUCCAGUCUUCGUGAUUCUGUGCCAUCAUUGCAAGGAGAAAAGGCCUCAAGAGCUCAAAUCCUGAAGCAGGCAUCCGACUACAUCCAGUUUAUGACCCGAAAAAAUACAACACAUCAGCAAGAUAUUGAUGAUCUUAGAAGGCAAAAUUCAAUUUUAGAAAAUCAAGUCCGUGGCUUAGAAAAGACUAAAAACGUUAGCAGUUUUGCCCAGUCUACAUCCAAAGAGGUGACAAUUUCAACUUCAGAAAGUUCUGAAGACGAACCUCAAGGACGUGCGAGGAAAAAACAAAAAACGAAAUGACAACGACUUCCUCAAUUCAUCUCUCAGGCUGGACUCUGAAUGUGACGAUAAAUGGGAGUUAUAAUGUAAUAUUCUGUGUUGGAUGGUAAAGAUUGGGCCUGGUGUCCAUCUUAAGGCAGCAAAGUAUAUACCUAAAAAAGAUAUAGCUGAGUGUCUAGGAGGGUGUACUGCGUCCACUCAUAGGCAGCAGAAUGUAUCUAAGAUAUAUUUAAGUGUA
This is a messenger RNA of Owenia fusiformis, 763 nucleotides long. The record is from the annotation of a GenBank genome assembly. NCBI's taxonomy places the organism in Eukaryota, Metazoa, Annelida, Polychaeta, Sabellida, Oweniidae.